ACCGCGGUGGGGGUCUGUGUACGGCAGUCGUCGCUCGGCGCACGCACGCCCGCGCCGCCUGCGCCUCGCGAGUGCUGUGAGUGAGUGUCAUGCGCCUCCAGAACCAGCGACAUGAGCGGGAAAGGCUCUUCCUCACCGGACCUACUCAUGAAUGUUAGUAUCGACCCCGUGUCCGCUGAUGCCAAGGACAUGAAGAUCUUAGAGCAUCCGAACUUGCGCGGCACGCCAUUGGCGAUGCUCGCUGCGCAGUGCAGCAAGCUGUCCAGCAAGUCGCCACCACCACUGGCUGAUGCAGCGGUCGGCAAAGGUUUUCAUCCGUGGAAGAAAAGCCCUGGAACACAUUCUCCACCGGGAGCCGGUUUGGUGCCUCGAUCGCAGGCGUCGGCUUGCACACCAUAUGCACGAGCCCCUACCUCAUGUGCUGCGGCGCCUUCAUACGGAAACGAGCUCUACUUUCCUUCAUCGGGUGAUCAGUUGCUAGGGAAAAGUGAAUCGAGCGCCAGUCUAGGCUCCAUGUACUCAAGACACCCUUACGAGUCCUGGCCUUUUAAUGUUGGAGGCGGCGGUGGUAGUGGUGCAUUGAAAGCAGCUGAAAUGGGCGGUGUAAGCGCUGUAGGUAGUACUUGGUGGGAUGUCCACAGUGGGUGGUUAGACGUUGGAGGUCAAAUGGCAAACUACGCUGGGCAAGAUUAUUCUCAAUUGACGCACUCUCUUUCUGGUGGAGCUCAUUUACUUCCUCCAGCGCCGCACCUCCUACAAGAUGCAUAUAAAUCCGUGUUGCCUACACAGGGAUCUUUCGGUCUUCAUGCACCAGGAUCCCCCGCACCACCAGCUCAGGCUCCGUCACCGCGAUCUCAGCGACGAUACGCCGGCCGCGCUACUUGUGACUGUCCUAACUGUCAAGAGGCCGAAAGACUCGGACCGGCUGGAGCUCAUCUUCGUAAGAAAAAUAUACAUAGUUGUCAUAUACCUGGAUGUGGAAAAGUAUACGGGAAAACAUCCCAUCUUAAGGCUCAUCUACGCUGGCACACUGGCGAGAGGCCUUUCGUGUGCAACUGGCUGUUCUGUGGAAAACGUUUCACACGCUCUGAUGAACUACAGAGGCAUCUGAGAACGCACACAGGCGAAAAAAGAUUUGCAUGUCCUGUGUGCAACAAACGUUUCAUGAGGUCGGAUCAUCUCGCUAAACACGUCAAGACUCAUAAUGGAGGAAAGAAGGGCAGUUCGGAAUCUUGCUCGGAUUCCGAAGAGAAUAGCCAAGGGGAGAGUCAUGCUGGUGGAAGGUCGCCAGAGCAUCACUUGGAUGUGAAACCAGGUGCACUCGUGUGACGGGGGUCCGCGGCGCUGCCAGUGCCGCACCACGCCUCGCUCCUGUGAUAAAAACAGCCGACGUCUCCGCUCGUGUAAAUAGCACAUAUCACUGUAAAACGUUGAAAAAUUAUAGACAUUUAGCAGUGAGAUUUAUAGUGCAUUUGUGGUGAACUAAAGUGUACAGUAUAUAUAUAUAAAAUAUUGUUUAUAAUUAUUAAGUUAGAUAUAUAUACAACAAGAUAGUUUAAGUAGAAUCGCACUCUUAGUCCAAAAUAACAGUUGUAAUUUAUUUCUUUAAUAUUUUUAUUUUAAUGAAGUAUAUAUAUAUAUAUGUUCGAGGUGAAAUCCUUGUAAAUGAAAAUAACAGUAUAUCCUAUAUAACACUUGGAAUACUUAUUUUCUGGGUAAAAAAAAAUAUAUAUUUUUUUAGUUUUUUUUUAUUAAAUUUCUUUGCAAAUCAGUACUAUGUAGUCUGAAUUGAUAAAACAAUAGGUGUUUUCUUAUUAAUUAUCUUAAAGCAUCUAAAAAAAAUAUACGUAGUAAAUAACACUAUAAACAAAUUGUUUGUUAAGAAACGUCCAACGAUUGUGAACGAUUGCCCUGGUUUGUGAGUAUCAACGCCGAAGACAGUGAUUAUUUUUGUUAAUAAAGUUAUAUUGCAUAAGCUUCAAGAUUUAAAUAUAUGAAAAAUAUUUGUUACGUGUACAAAAUUGUGCGAAUAAAUUUUUGCCUGAUAUGAUUUUAUAAAAAUUGAAUAUAUUUUUUCCGAGUGGA
Molecule: messenger RNA, 2085 nt
Organism: Danaus plexippus (monarch butterfly)
Lineage: Eukaryota; Metazoa; Arthropoda; Insecta; Lepidoptera; Nymphalidae
Gene: Sp1
Product: transcription factor Sp9
Exons: 3
Coding region: 112-1329 (405 amino acids)
Biological process (GO): regulation of transcription by RNA polymerase II
Molecular function (GO): RNA polymerase II cis-regulatory region sequence-specific DNA binding; DNA-binding transcription factor activity, RNA polymerase II-specific
Source: RefSeq, a predicted model, not a curated record